Messenger RNA from Penicilliopsis zonata CBS 506.65, 2088 nucleotides. RefSeq lists its product as hypothetical. The transcript has 2 exons. The record is from RefSeq and is a predicted model, not a curated record. NCBI's taxonomy places the organism in Eukaryota, Fungi, Ascomycota, Eurotiomycetes, Eurotiales, Aspergillaceae. Bases 1 to 2088 code for a protein of 695 amino acids. Gene Ontology annotation, molecular function: methylenetetrahydrofolate reductase [NAD(P)H] activity; FAD binding. Gene Ontology annotation, biological process: tetrahydrofolate interconversion. Gene Ontology annotation, cellular component: cytosol.
AUGGAAAAAAUUACAGACAAGAUCGCGGCUCUGCCGCCAGACGCCAACUACUUCUCGCUGGAAUUUUUCCCGCCCAAGACGCAGAUGGGUUCUGCAAACCUGCAAGCACGUCUGGAGCGGAUGGCGCAGGCUCUGCGUCCGUUGUUUGUGACGGUCACCUGGGGCGCUGGGGGAACGACGGCGACGCGAUCGCUCGAGCUGGCGGAGAUCUGUCAGCGACAGCUACAGCUGACGACAUGUUUGCACUUGACAUGCACAAACAUGAGUCGGUCUCUGGUCGACGAGGCGCUGGAACAAGCCAAGGUACUUGGCAUUCGGAACAUCCUGGCCCUGAGAGGCGAUCCUCCUCGCAGCGAAGAGUACAAUAUGCACGGGGAGGAUGACAGCAACAAGGACUUUUCGUGGGCGGUGGAUCUGGUGCGAUACAUUCGCAAGGUCCACGGUGACUACUUCUGCCUUGGAGUGGCGGCGUACCCGGAGGGUUAUGCAAAUGAUACCUUCCAGCAGGUCCAGGAUCCGGAGCAUGACCUACCCUACCUGGUCGAGAAGGUCCAAGCCGGGGCGGAUUUUAUCAUGACCCAGCUUACAUACGAUCUGGAAGCGUACGAAAAGUUUGAACGCCGACUGCGGACACACGAGUCCGGCGUGUUCAAGACAAUCCCUAUUCUUCCCGGCCUCAUGCCUAUCCACAGCUACAAGAUCCUAACCCGGGUGACGAAGCUGAGCCAUGCUCAUAUUCCACCCAAGAUAAUGUCGCGGAUCGAAAAUGUCAAGUCGGACGACGAUGCCGUCAAACGGGAGGGUGUUGAAAUUCUGAGCGAGAUGGUCCAAGGGAUCAAGAAGCUGCCCAACCCUGGCCGCCGAGGAUUCCAUUUCUACACCCUCAACCUGGAGAAGACCGUCUCUUUCAUCUUGGAACGGUGCGAUUUGGUUCCUGACCACGACGACGAUGACGUUCUGGAGGAUACGUCUACCCUUGGCGUGCCGACUGCGGAACAGCUGCGGUCCUUGAGCCGACGCCGGGCCUCGUCUAUCAACUCGCAACCACACAACAGGGUGAUCGUCGACCGGCUACAGGCCUCCACCGGCUCAUCCAAGGGCUCCAUUAGCCACGAAGCCCCGGCAACCAGUGCCGGCAUGCCGGCCCUGCCGCCCAACCGAAGCACCACCCUGCAGAUCUCCGAGGGGAUGGGUUCCCUCGGACGAGAGGCAACGUGGGACGACUUCCCCAACGGCCGAUGGGGUGACGCCCGGUCUCCGGCUUUCGGAGAAAUUGAUGGUUAUGGACCCUCGCUUCAUGUACAUGCGACCGAGGCCCGCCGACUGUGGGGGUACCCAGUCUCGUAUGCGGAUGUCAGCGCACUCUUCCGGCGCCACGUAUCCGGGGACCUGUACAUCGUACCCUGGUCGGAAGGCGGGGCGGAAGAAGGGACAGGUGGACUGAACGCCGAGACGGCGUUCAUCCGCGACGACCUGCUGAAGCUCAUUGACGGGCGCGGCUGGUGGACGCUCGCCUCACAGCCGGCGGUGAACGGGGUGCGCAGCGACAAUGCGAUGUUCGGAUGGGGCCCGCCGGGCGAAGGGUUCGUCUUCCAGAAACCAUUUGUCGAGUUCUUCUGUCCGCGAAAGGACUUUGAAACCAUCCUCAAACCCAUGUUUGCGCGGUGCGGAGCAGACGAACUAGCCUGGUUCGCAACCAACGCUGCCGGGCAUUUUGAAUCUUCAUCCUCCUCUGCUUCUACUGCUACUGCUACCACCGCUGCUCGUGAUAAUGCUACCGCUGCCGCCGAUGAAAGCACAGUCAACACAGUGACAUGGGGCGUCUUCCGCGACAAGGAGAUCGUCACCCCCACGAUCAUCGAGGAAGUCAGCUUCCGCGCCUGGGGCGAAGAGGCCUACCGCAUCUGGGACGAGUGGCGCCGCGUAUACCCGCGCGGCAGUGCGACGGAGCGCUUCCUGGCCGGCCUCAAGGACGACGUCUGGCUUGUCUGCGCUAUCGGACAGAAGUACGGGGCCGGCACGGAGGCUGGGUCGGCGGAGGAGCAGCUUGAGACGAGCUGGUUGUGGAGGAGUUUGAGCAGUGCUUAG